Molecule: messenger RNA, 4182 nt
Organism: Nematostella vectensis (starlet sea anemone)
Lineage: Eukaryota; Metazoa; Cnidaria; Anthozoa; Actiniaria; Edwardsiidae
Exons: 25
Coding region: 174-3716 (1180 amino acids)
Biological process (GO): regulation of signal transduction
Molecular function (GO): G-protein alpha-subunit binding
Source: RefSeq, a predicted model, not a curated record
CUCAGUCCGUAUUUACAGAGUGACACUCGUCGUCAAGGAGAUGAUAUAAGAAUAAUCGGGCACAAAAUGGCAACCCAUCCAACAGGUCUAGACGAAUUGAAAAUAUCUUAUAAUGCUGUAUAAUCUGUAAUUGUGGACUUACAAUGGGCUAAAACAGAAAAGUUAUCGACAUUAUGAAAGGACUUUUGAUUAAUAAAGAUAUAUUUGAAGAGCGAUUGGCUUAUGAUGACAUUUUCACAGAGUACUUCAAUGCCUUCCUUCUCUUGCCUGCAUUUGCCAAGAUUGUUCAGUAUGACUCAAUAUCAGGCGCCUUUCAUGAUGUCCUCACCGACCAGGCCUCAUGGCAACUACAGCCAAGUGAGGACCCUGAGAAUGAAUCAAAGAAAAAGGAAAAAGUCAUGAAUUGGGUUAAAUCUGAACGAUUACCCCUUUUUCUCAAUACCAGGCUCUACCUCGAAUUCAAAUUAUGUCGCUUGCUUCUCCGCAAGUUGAGAGACUCCCGUUCAACUGCACGUGCAAGUAGUCGUGGCCUUGGGGGAUAUAGUCGCACUACAGGAUCCACCCCAAUCUCACCCACUGCACCACGCCCAUCAAGCCAUGUAUCUAAUCACUCAUGGCCAGGUGUCCCAAUGCGGAAUUGUGGGCGCCGACCUCUUGGGAGCGCAACUAGUCUCCCAGGAAUGUUGCUUUUAGGAAUGGAUACUGACAGAGACAAUGGGUUUGCAAAGGCUUUGAAUGGCUUGGGUGAAUUGGAGUUUGUUGAUGACAGAGAAAAAAAUAAAGUUUCUCUAUGUACUCUUGCACAAGAGAAAGACAACAGAAAGGUCGAAGUAAAUAAAGAGGAUAAACUAGAUUCAUCAGAAACAACCGGUCAGCAGGCUGUGGAUGAGUGUCACGUGCUUGGUCAAGAUGAGUCUGAGGGGGAGGGGGGUGAGGAUGAUCUUAGCGCUGUCAUGGAGUUUAAUGAUGAUGCCGACCUAGAUGAAGCUGAUAUCAAAAGCAUUGCAUCACGACACAACAUCACGUUAGAGGAACUCAAGGAACACACCCUGGGCUCACUGCGGGGAAUGAGUCUGUUCCGCAGUUUCUUGGAGGACACAGUAGGUAUUCAUCUCUACAACUUCUGGCUGGAUGCAGAGCACUAUAAAGACAGCCUCGUAUUCGACUCUGAAGACACAGUGCGCCAGCUAAGGUCGCAACUCUUCAGAGAGAUACUUGACAAGUAUAAGAACCAUUUGACACCUGAUGCAAAGGGUCAGAUUGAGCGUGCGUUGUACCAUGGAGGAGUCACACAGGAUCUCUUCACACGGACACAGUACGACGCUCUUCGUCGCAUGCGCUCCUACUGGGUACCCAGAUUCCUGGUCCAUCUGGAGCGAACCGAGGAGUUCGGCGAUAGCUAUUUCACGUACGUCAGCCCACGUGAAAAGCCUCCCUCCAGUCUCUUCCCGACUCUAACACUUGCCCACUCACUUCCUCCGUUGGGAGACUGGUGUCGAGAUAUCGUCCGCUCCCGGAAGUGGGACCGUGACCUUCUGAUCAAGGACAAGCGCAACAAGUCAGCUCGGAAAAGGCCUGGGUCCCCCCAGGGAGUGUCUAACGACCCUUUCCUCGAUGCUCUCAGGGCCGAAAAAGAUGCCGGGUGUCCAUUUAAGCGUUAUCUUCAAAGCAUAAAGAAAGACACGUUACUCCUGGCCCGCUUGUCUUUUUGGCUUGAUAUAAGUGAUUACUACGAAGCUGAAUGGCGAGCGCGGGAUCGAUACCUCAGCCGCUGCAAUGCUUGGAAUAUCUUCAAUACCUAUAUAGCACCAGGAGCUAGGCUUGGCAUUCGAUUUCAAGACAAGGAAAGAAAAAGAAUAGAAAAACUUCUCCACUCAGCAGAGGAGCUUCCUCUUGAUUUGUUCAAGCCUUCCGAGGAAUUCGUUGUGAACGAGCUCAGAAUCGUGUGGGAAGACUUUAAAGAUUUCGACAGACAAAGAUAUCAAAAGCCGUCAAGAGAUGCAAUGGAACAGUACCCUGAAUAUGAGAAAGGUGUUAGUGGAGCAAAGGACCUGGGUCAUUACUAUUCUCCAACCACCGGACGCUGGGUGAAAAGACAUCCAGGAUCAUCGCCUUCGGAGCGAGGUCGCCGUCUUUACACAUCACUAGCGAUGGCUGAAGAGAUUGACGCCGAUCGCUCGCUCUCCUCCUCGCCAAAGCGGGCGCCGCUAAUACCGUCGCCAGUCCGUGGCAAGAAGCAGUUCCGAGGCGCUGCAAAGCCUAAGAAGAAGACCAAGGCCGGAAAGAACGUCACUUUUGACAAUAAAAAGAAGGCAGCGACUGAUUCAGAUGAUGAAGAGGAUUCUAUGGACGCCGAAGUGAGCAAGCCCGGAAAACCACCUCCGCUACCCCCGCCUCCGGACUUUGUGGACGUUGUUGAAAACAAAGGGACGAUGUCGGCUUUUAAGCAGUACGUCCAGAACAUGGAGGGAAGGCAAGCGAUGAAUCAGUUAAUGAUGUACCUAGAGAUCGAGCAGUAUUACUCCAUCCUCCCCGCAAAGAAAAUGCAGAAGUCCCAACAAGCCACUCAUAUUUACAAGACGUAUUUCGAUUCUUCAUCUCGACGAUGUGUAUCUCUUCCAUCUCUUUUGGUCGCGAGUGUCGAAAGUGAGCGGCCGUCUUCACCUGUUAUGGCAGAGGCUCAACAAGCGGUGCUCAACGACAUCAAAAAUUAUUUCAAAACCUUUUUUAAGACUGCACAAGACGCUGGCUUUAAGCGUGAAGUUACUCCCAACACUCCUGGCCAGUUCAGUAAAGCAGACACCUUUGAGAGCUCGCAGAGCUUCCUGCAGUUCUACCGGAAGAGGUCCAAGAAAACAAAGAACACGGGACGAAUAGCGCCAUCUAAGGAAGACAAGGAGGAGUUUAAACGUGUCUUACAAUCCACACAUGGUCGACUUCCGGUGAAGCUCGAGUACUUCCGGCGGUACUUGCAGACUCAUGGGGAUCCUGAUGGAUUUUCGAAACUCGAAAAUGACUUCUUCUUCUACCUGGAGGUCCAAAAGUUCAAGGUCGGGGGCUAUUCAUCCUCGACCCGGGGCCUCGCGGAGAUCGGGCACACAGGGAGCGUAGCGCGAGAAAUUAAAAUACCGGAUGAGCUGUUCAGUUACAUGGACGAUGCUUCCGUGAACAAGAAAGUAGAAACCAUUAUCGAAUGCUUCCUCGAUUCAGCAACUCCACCAUGGCUACAGAUUGACAUCGGGACAGAGCUUGCCUCACGGACUAUCCACAAGGCUCAGGUCUUUCUAUCAUCUAAGCGAGUCCCCAAGGACCCGCGGGAUCCCGGUCUGUUUGACGAAGCUCAGAGCAUAUUAUUCAAAGAGUUACUGCCUUUCUGGGCGGGUUUCUGUAAGCAGUAUUCUACUCCAAAACCAGAUGAGCAAGGCGGUGUCAAACUUCCACCUACAAAACAUGAAAAGGCGUUACACAAGCGCUACCAGGAGUUCGUGAAGUACCAGACCGUCACGGACACCCUUGUACUUCCCCCUGUCGCGCCCACGCACGGCCAGUCGAAAACAGAAGUCUCCUUUUCUGUAUCUGAUGGCAUGCGGUGGAAGGAGCGUAAGGAUAUUGAUACAAUCAGCGUAACGUCGAGUGUUGAUAGCGGGAUGGUUGCAGGCGUGCGAAAAGAAAGCACGAUCAAUGGCUCAGUGCAGCACAUUGAAGUUGGUAGCUAACAGAACCGUUCUACGGGGAACAGUGGAAUCAGGCAAAUUAGCUUGCAAAUGCUAAAGGGCGUAGCUAUGCACGUGGCAACCACUUAGCAACCUUUGAGCUUAUACUAUGGUACUCUGGAGGCCUUUUCAGGAUUAUGUGGCCAGACAAUCACAUGACAGGCGAAAACAGGUUGACCUGUCCUCCACCAAUUCCUGCGGUAUGGCAAUGCCCAUGUAACCCAACUCAUGUACAUAACAGAGUCGAGGAAAUGACUAUAAACAGGGCUGUAUCAUCACAUUUAUCAUACGAGUCGAUGCAGGAGCUUUUAAAGCAAUCCCUGAGCUUGUUUUCCAAAUGUAUUUUUAAAUUAUUCCAACCAAUUUUAUCGGAAGACCUAGAUAACUAUUUUUAUAUAUUAUCAAAGAGAACAAUUUUGUACUUUUUAUACAGCUAUUUUUCUACUUGUAAUAAAGUUGUUAUUGUUUA